UGGUGGGGGAAUUUUGCAAUAGAGAUUUUUCUGUCAUUCAUCACCAGAGUUACCUGUUUAUGUUUAUAGCUUAUGAGCUAUCUCUUUGAGGGUAUAGAGGAGAAAGAAAAAAGAUUCUUGAUUCUGAAUUUUCCAAUUCAGCCUUUUGGGAAUUGGGAUUAUUGCUUCAAAUUUUGUUCCUUUUUCUGCUUUUCGAUUGAAUGCAUUGAAGGGUUAGUGCAGAAAUAUUUAAGGGGUUCUUGAUGGAGUUGCUUUUCCUCUAACCUUUUGUUAUAUAGAGUCCAUAUAAAGGUUUAUCCAUAAGAAGUUUUCUGUAGCUCAGAGCGUUAGAGCACAUGCUAUCAAUCACAGCUGCAGAAGAAAAAAAUCAUCAGAAAUUUCUCCUAUAAUUUUACACACUUGUGUGUAAUAAAACGUAAAAUUUGUUUACUUCUUGAAGUGUCACAUUUAGCUUCUUAAGCCUUCAUUGAGAAACUUAAUGGGCUGUCAGUAAAGGCCUCACCGAGACUCUUGACUAUGAGCCAGCUCAAUUGCACUUAAUGGGCUGGCUUAGCAAAAUCUUCAAGGGUUCAAACCAUAGAGUUUCGGAGGGGAGAUAUGAUUGGAGGUAUGAAGCUGAAGCUGAUACCAUAGAAAAUCAUCCAUCUACAUCGUGGGAUGAUUCAUGGUCAGAGAUUGAAGACAUAGACCGUGCUAUUGCUUUAUCACUUUCAGAAGAAGAACAGAAAAGAAACAGCCUGACUGACAGCGAACCGCAUAUAGAAGAAGAUGAACAACUUGCCAGGGCUCUUCAGGAGAGCUUGAAUGUCGAGUCUCCACCCGAAUCACACAGUCAAAAUGAAAGUGUUUCUGAAAAUGGAUAUGAAAGCGGCUAUGGACAUGAAAAUGAGAGUCUCUACCAGCCUUUACAAUUUCCGUAUUCAGUAGGCUUCAGGAUAUGUGCUGGCUGUAACACAGAAAUUGGGCAUGGAAGAUUUUUAAGUUGUAUGAGUGCAGUUUGGCACCCAGAAUGCUUUAGAUGCCAUGCAUGCAGGCAACCGAUAUCAGAUUACGAGUUUUCCAUGUAUGGGAGCUACCCAUAUCACAAGACUUGCUAUAAGGAGUCGUAUCAUCCGAAAUGUGAUAUCUGCAGUCACUUUAUUCCUACAAAUGCAGCUGGCCUAAUUGAAUAUAGGGCUCAUCCUUUUUGGUCCCAAAAGUACUGCCCGAGCCAUGAACAUGACGGUACAGCUCGAUGCUGUAGUUGUGAGAGAAUGGAGUCAUGGGAUGCGAGAUUUGCUGCUCUUAACGAUGGUCGAAAGCUCUGCCUGGAGUGUUUGGACUCGGCAGUUAUGGACACUGAUGAGUGCCAGCCGCUUUUUCUCGAUAUACUCGAGUUCUUCGAAGGGCUGAAUAUGAAAAUUACCCAGCAAGUCCCGUUACUUUUGGUCGAGAGGCAAGCAUUGAAUGAGGCAAUGGAUGGCGAGAGACAUGGGCAUCAUCACAUGCCUGAGACGAGGGGUCUUUGUCUCUCGGAGGAACAAACAAUCAGCACUAUACUGAGGAGACCCAGGACAGGUGGAGGAAAUCGAGCAAUGGGCAUGAGAACAGAGCCUUAUAAAUUAACUAGACAUUGUGAAGUGACAGCCAUCCUCAUUUUGUAUGGUCUUCCAAGGUUGCUGACUGGAUCAAUAUUGGCUCAUGAGAUGAUGCAUGCCUGGCUACGACUUAAUGGUUUUCGAACUCUCAGACAAGACGUCGAAGAAGGAAUCUGCCAGGUCAUCGCCAGCAUGUGGUUGGAAUCUCAGAUUCUGUUCAUGUCUGAUGCUGAAAAUGCGUCCACCUCAUCAUCAUCAUCAUACGCCUCGACUUCAAGACAAGGAGCAAGAUCACCGUUUGAGAAGAAACUCAGCGUGUUUUUCAAACACCAGAUUGCAACCGACACAUCCAUUGUGUAUGGACACGGUUUUAGGACCGGUAAUCAGGCCGUGCAGAAAUUCGGCUUGCAGAGAACCCUCGACCACAUGAGGGAAACGGGAAACUUUCCUUACUGAAAAUUUAGUUUUCAAACACUUGAGAGCAUAUUUAUUCUUUUUUUUUUUUUUUCACAUUUUCCUUCUUUUUACUUGUUUAUCGAAUCAUAGCGUGGCCUUUCCUUGUAUUUGCAUCGAGGCCACGUUUCGUAGGAAAUACAUGCCACGAGGUAUAGGAGUC
This is a messenger RNA of Striga asiatica, 2193 nucleotides long. The record is from the annotation of a GenBank genome assembly. NCBI's taxonomy places the organism in Eukaryota, Viridiplantae, Streptophyta, Magnoliopsida, Lamiales, Orobanchaceae.